Molecule: messenger RNA, 3023 nt
Organism: Liolophura sinensis
Lineage: Eukaryota; Metazoa; Mollusca; Polyplacophora; Chitonida; Chitonidae
Exons: 2
Coding region: 1133-2257 (374 amino acids)
Source: RefSeq, a predicted model, not a curated record
AUUUUCCUUCCCGCUUAAUGCUUUAUGUCUGUCCAUUAUACAUUUCCUUAUUAAGAAUUUAAAUCUAUUCCUUAAACAAUAAUGCGUUAUUUUAUGUGUAAUGGAUUCAGUUUUGUAUUAUAACGACAAAAAUAAGAAAAAGGCACUACGAUUAUAAAAAUAACCUGAAACAGUUAAUCAGAAAAACUUAUUCAAAACCGUUCUGUAUGGACCGCGCAUGGUACAGUUUUAAGUUUUAAUUUGAUCUAAAAUUAAAUCACAAAAAUAUUUUUACACUGCAUUUCCUGUAUAAUUAAAUUUUAAUUAUUCGGCUGUACAGUUUGAUGGCAGACUGAGCUAAACUUCACUUAAACGGGAAACAAAUGACACUGUGUACAAUGUGGAUGAUUGUAAUAACAUUUUGCUGUGGGCGACAUAAUCGGCUUGGGUGAUGUCAAACAAAGCCGGAGGGGUCGGGGAGUGGGGAGGUGCAUUACUCCGGCGCGCCUGCGCUUUGAGUGCAGACCAGUUUAUCUAAGUAUUUAUUUGGUAAAGUGGGUCACAUGGCGACAAAAGCCGGUUUACCUGGUAGCUGGGUGGUGUGUAGUGUUGUGUAGCGGACCAUGUACACCUCAAGUCAACCCUGGCUACAGGUAAGAGAGUUCGUAUGUCUCAGUAGAGCUUAAUACGAGGAACAGAGCAGCGGGGUGGUGGCGAGCCGGUCUGCAGUCUGUAGGCUAAACCCUUCCAUACUAUUGCAGAAUCAUCACACUAGUGACGGUCUGGAUUUUGAACUACGAGUUAUAGUCAAACUACAGCAACUAUACUACACCGUCACUUGUCACCGAUGCAACGUAUGCAGGCAUGCCGUGACCGAAUUUCUUCACAUGACUUACCCAUGCUCAGUAGUACACUGGUUCGUAGGCCCUACUGACCUGUUGAACGGACGUGUGGGAAGGCCAAUAGGAGGUAGGACUUGAGCUUACAGAUCCGACCGUGAAUCUUUGUAGUAAGUUACUAACUGUUCUGGUGGAAAUGUUUUGAGGUGAACGAUGACAGUGGAUUACAUUUGACAAUCUUGCACACAGGCGCACUAGGCUGAUCGUGUUGGUUUGUCUACUUGACAACUUUGAAAGCAAGCAACGAACGAGUCAUGUCUACCCUGUGGCAGAAGUUUCGAAACUCGUCUGGGGCUUUGCCAAACCUCAGUUUUGUUACCAACAUUUUCAACAGAAAUAACUACCGGGACUUAGAGGGUGACAAUGUUGAAGAAAAUAAAAGUGAAAACCAAGACGAAGACGGCGUAAGCUCGGAUGGAUUUGAUGAGGUGGAUGCCGGCAUUGUAGCACGGAGAAAAUACAUCGACCUUCUAAGAGAAUCGGAAAAUGAUGAGCCUGUAAUAGACUGGCAAGGGAAAGGUGAUGAUUUGUGGCGAGAAAACAACCGCAAUGAACUUAUUGAGACUAAAGCCAAAGAUGAUCAACCUACAGAGAGUAAACCUGGUCAAGUACAACUGGAAUUAAAUGAGAGUCAAACUCAACCAACCCAAAAUGAACUGAACAAAAUCCACAAUGACCGAGUUGAAAUCGGCCAAGAACAUUCUAAUGACACUCUGGACAACUUUCCUCGGACUGGUGACUUGGCUAACGAUCUUUCUCAUGUGAAAGACACAUCUUGCCAGCCCUCGUCAGAACCGUGUGAUGAGCCCAUUUCUUUUCGGCGGUCACGCCGUGACUCUUACGAUAAAGCAUUGGCCGAGAUGAGGGAUUCAUACGACCGAGUAUUUGGGGACAUCGUUGACGAACCACCUGUGAUUUCCACUAGCCACGACGUAUGGGUAAAGCGAAGUACUGGAGUUGAAAACGGACUCGGGUCUCAGAGUUGUGAUGUUCAGGACAGUGUGUCGCGAAAGCCUUUUCAUAGACAAAUCAGCUUGACAAUCCAACAAGAGAUACCGAGUGCAAUAAGCGUGAUCCGCCAGAGAAGCUAUUCCAAACUGGGAGAAGACCCAGAUGAAAUCGUUCAUAUCACUGACACUCUGGAGAGCACACCGUCAGAAUGGCAUAGCUCCUUUCCAGUGCAAGAGAAAAAGAAACACAGAAAGCGAUCGAAAAAGGUUUGGAAGAAGACAAAGAAGGCAGCGCGGGUCUCCUGGAAAUGGCUGAAGAGGAGUUUUAUCGCCUAUGCGUCAUCAUAUCAUCAUGGCAUCCCCAUGACUGUCGCCAUGUACGGAGGUUCCAGGCACCAAGGAAGACCCAAGUUCUACGACUAUAGAUAACACCAUUCCCUUCUCAUAUAUGGGUGUGUUUUAGACGAUAAAUACAACCACCAUACAUUACCAUAUUUGUACUUAUGUAACUAUAUACGCAUUAAAUGUUCCUGUGGUCGGACGAUUGGUCUGUCCCACAGUCAGACAUCUCCGUGUCAUAAUGGAAAUAAAGGGUAUCCCUGUACAUGACAUGUGCAGAGAACGGUAUUUAAAUGAAUACCGUAUUUUUUUUUACAAACCUGAGAAAUGAUCCACAAAUGAGAAGUUAAUACAAACGCACGAGUGUUAGACUACUAAAUGUUUAUUCACAAUGUAACCAGUAAAUUUACCUGUUUAAAACCCCAAGCUAAGGUCACAUGCGCUUAUGAUAGAUUCUCAGUGUGUAACCAUAUAUAGCAACAAGACGUUAGGUACGUAAUAUCGUCACAUAAUGUACACAUAUGAACAUACCACCAUAUUAGUGGUGAAGACUAAUUCCAGAUUAGUGAAAAGGUGGAGCAUCUUGUCAUCAUUGUUUUGCAUUGAUUUCUUUGCGUAUAAUUGUGAUUAUAAAUGUGUCCGUGCGUUUAUAGGGUGUAUGUGUAGUAAAGAAGCUUGUACGGCAUAAUAUUGUGCUUUAUAUGAACAAUCUUAUAUCAUAGAGCCUAUCUUGAACACACGUAUACAUAUGUGCCAUGAUGCCACUAUUUUAUCGCACAACAUGCCAGCAUCAGUAGUCAUUUUACGUGUGACACAUAGAUUUAGUUAUUUCAACCUUUUACAUUUGUCAUUAUCA